AAGCUUACUAGUCUCAAUGAAACGUUACAGUCAAACCCCCACGUCCCGUCCUGUUCGUCUCUCCCGUCCGCGACCCCGGUGACCACUCCCCAGCGGCCGCCCCUCUCUCUGGCCCUCUCCGCCGAGCCCCUGCCUUCGCCGCACUCCGCCCGCGGAGCCGGCAGCCAAGCCCCAAGGCAGGCCCCUUACUCCGCCCCUCUCCGCCGUGCCCGUGAUCCGCCUGCCUCCGCCCGCCCUCCCUGGCUCCCUGCCUCCGCCCCGCUCCGCCCUCGACCCUGCCUCCGCCGAGAGUAGGCGAUCCCGUCAGCGGCCAAGGACGCCGCCAGCGGGGCGUCUCAAGAUAAAUCUUUCCUCAUGGCAAAGCCGGCCUAUGCGACAAGCAGCCUUGUUUUAGGAUAUGCUUUAUGCUCGAGCUUGCUUGCGAUCAUUAACAAGUACGCCAUCACCAAGUUCAGUUACCCUGGCCUCCUCACUGCCCUACAAUACUUGACAUCCGUGGUUGGAGUUUGGAGCCUUGGGAAGCUCGGUUUCCUCUACCAUGAGCCCUUCAACUUCCAGAUUGCCAAAAAGUAUGCGCCUGCUGCUCUUGUCUUCUACCUCGCCAUAUUCACCAACACCCACCUCCUGAAGCAUGCCAAUGUCGAUACAUUUAUAGUGUUCAGAUCCUUGACCCCUCUGCUGGUUGCUGUCGCUGACACCACCUUCCGGAAGCAGCCAUGUCCUUCAAAGCUCACAUUCUUGUCCCUGGUGAUUAUCUUGGGAGGCGCAGUUGGCUAUGUGAUGACAGAUUCAGGGUUCACCCUCACGGCGUACUCAUGGGCAGUUGCUUAUCUGAUCACCAUAACUACUGAAAUGGUGUACAUAAAGCACAUGGUGACUAACCUGGGGCUCAGCACAUGGGGCUUUGUGAUCUACAACAAUCUUCUUUCGCUGCUAAUGGCCCCUGUGUUUGGGGUUCUGACGGGGGAGCACCUGUCGGUCUUCAGAGCCAUCGAAUCAAGGGGCCAAAGCUGGUUCGAACUUGACGCGUUCAUUGCUGUAGCACUGUCCUGCGUAUUCGGUGUGCUCAUUAGCUUCUUUGGUUUCGCGGCGAGGCAAGCGGUCUCUGCCACAGCGUUUACAGUGACAGGGGUCGUCAACAAGUUCUUGACAGUCGCAAUCAAUGUGAUGAUCUGGGAUAAGCACGCAAACGCAUUUGGUUUGGUUUGCUUGCUCUUCACUCUGGCGGGUGGAAUACUCUAUCAGCAAUCUGUCACAGCUAGAGGAAACACUCCAGCACAUCGUGAGGCUGUGGCUAACAAAGGCUGUGGUGGCGAUGAUGGAACUGAGUUUGAUCCGGAGAAGCAAGGCUUAGUUUCGUCUCCGAAGGACUCACAUGCCUGAUACAUGUUGUUUAGCAGGUACUCAGUUUUGCCCUUUCAUCUGGAACAGACACCGAGUGUUCAAGCUUGUUAUAACUAUGCAACAUAGACAAUUCAGGAGGUAUUUUGUUGUUCUAGAAGGAUGACACACACUCACAGCACAAGUUACAUGUAUACUAUAAUUGUUUUUGUUCCCAUGGUCUUAUUCCCUGUUGUUUAUGCAACUACUGUUGUGUCGUUUACUAGAAUCGCCCGCCUUUUUCAUGAACAUGUGGUCAUUUAGUGAUGUCUAUCGUUGCUCCUUACACAGCUCCUUAUACAGAGGAGUCUCUGUUGUCUACAGCAGCAACAACUUUGUACACUGCAUAUCAUUGGUAGGGAAAUCACCUCAACAGUUUACAGCAAUAUUGGUUAAUCAUUUGCAGCGGAAA
This is a messenger RNA of Hordeum vulgare subsp. vulgare (domesticated barley), 1792 nucleotides long. Its product is annotated as GDP-fucose transporter 1-like. Gene Ontology annotation, molecular function: GDP-fucose transmembrane transporter activity; antiporter activity. Gene Ontology annotation, cellular component: Golgi apparatus. The transcript is spliced from 2 exons. Bases 355 to 1383 code for a protein of 342 amino acids. The record is from RefSeq and is a predicted model, not a curated record. NCBI's taxonomy places the organism in Eukaryota, Viridiplantae, Streptophyta, Magnoliopsida, Poales, Poaceae.